GCAGACGAUUGUAGCGCGAGCUCUAUACACGUCCACGGUUGUAGCUGUUGAAAAUAAGGAAAACAUGAAAUCCAUAAUAACUGUGACAGCUGGAAAGAAUAUCAGCUGUGAGGUAUUGAACGUUUUCUUAACAGAGCAUACAACAGCGUGCCCAGUCAAGAUGAAGCUUUUCUGGCCUGGUUCAAUACAGACUGUAUGCAUCGUGAUAUUGUGAGGACGAGUACGGGUCACUCAGAACAAGAUUUCUUGGAAGGAUUCAUUUUCGAAGGAACCGAAGAUGAAAAGUAUGCGCACAGGCUCAGCACCGACACAAUUCUCCGUUUUCUCACUACAGUUUUUGUGACCAACAGAGAACAGAUCGCCAUCAGGCAGCAAGACAGUUCCUGACAAUACGUAGCAGGAAGAGGCUACAGCAACAACACCUGCAGUUUUCCAGCAUGCAGAACACAUCUCUUUAAGAAAAUGCUUUGUUUUAAUAAUGGAAACAAAGAGUAUUACCCACCUGCUGACAUUACUGUCUACUUUUCACAUCAUUACAGGUUUAACAUUCAUUCUCGAACCAGCUGAUGGAAUAGCAGCUAUACGAAGACCUUAUUUCCUUCACUGCAGAGCUGAAGAUACUUCUGAAAUAACUUAUUUGUGGCAGUAUGACAAUAAAGACAUCAUAUCAGAUCCCAAUGCAGCAAUCAUUACUGAUAAGACUGUCUACCCUAAUGGAACUCUUCAUAUCAGAAGUGUGAAAGAGGAGGACAUGGGGUGUAUACAUGCAUGGCAACUUCAAGUGGCAAGACAAUCAAGAGCAGGCAGGCCAUCCUGAGACAAGCAUACAUUGCUCCUACCUUUAGCAUGAACCCUCAAGAUGCAGCAGUUCAGCUUCACUCUGAAAUCAUUCUACACUGCAGGAUAGACAGUUUACCUCCAGCAUUUAUUAUGUGGCGACUGAAUGGCCUUGAUGUUGUCCCUGAAGUGUUUUUUGUUGGCACAACACACUAUGGGGAAACUUUGCACAUCAGCAGUGCUGGAUAUAGUGAUGCUGGGGAAUAUGUAUGUGUUGGUGUCAACACUCUUCUUGGAGUAAUACGUUACAGCACCCCUGGAGAGCUUCAGGUAGUAGGUAAACCUCAAAUAACCAGAGCACCACAGAAUUUGACAAGUUCUAUAGGAAGCACAGUUGUUUUUCAACUGUGCAGCCUUAGCAAGUCCAGAACCACAUUUACUUUGGCUCAAGAGUUUGGAGACAGGGAAUUCUGUACAACUGCAGAACUCCAGCAAUGUCACUAGCUUCUCAAAUGGAACACUUGUGGUGAGGAACAUCAAAGAAACAGAUGGGGGACUAUAUACAUGUAUGGCCAACAAUGAUUAUGGCAGUGACAGAGUCUUCGCCUAUCUGGAAAUUACAGUUGCUCCAAUAAUUUUUAAGGCACCAAAGAAUCAGACAGUGACUGCUGGAGAAAACAUUAACUUUACCUGUGAAGCUCAAGGCAACCCCACACCUCAUGUUGUAUGGCUGAAGAAUGGUGUGAGAAUUAAGACAGAGCUAACAGCUUUGGGAGUUUUGAUGCUGGAGAAGGUGACACUCAGUGAUGCAGGGGUGUACACUUGCCUAGCUGAGAGUCCAGAAGGACAGAUAUCUUCCUCAGUCUCUCUUAAUGUUCUGUUUGCCCCAGAAAUCGACUCCCACCCAGCAGAUGAGAUUGUUCUAAUAGGCUCAUCAUUCAGUCUUUCAUGUAAAGUAACUGGAAAUCCUGUGCCUUCCAUGCAGUGGAUUUUGCCAAACUCAGUGAUUCUUCAAAAAAUGAGCUUUUUUGAAAAUGCUACUGUUGAUCAAACUGGAACAUUACUGGUAACUGCAGUGACGCCAGAGUAUCAAGGUCACUACACUUGUUAUGCAUGGAAUUCCUUAGGCUAUUCAACGGCUAUUGCAUUCAUCACAGUUGAAGGUCCACCUUAUUUUAAAGUACAACCUGCCAGUCAAACUGUACUGCUGGGGAAUACAGCUAACCUGUCCUGCCAAGCUGGCAGUUACCCCAUCCCUACAGUGAGCUGGUUCCAUGGCGAUCAAGUCCUUCUGCCAGGUUCACAGAUUGUUAUCUCCUCAUUAGGAGAUCUGACAAUUCAUGAAGCAAGGUUAGAGGAUGGUGGACAAUACACAUGUGUGGCUGAAAAUUUCUAUGGUAGUCUCAACACCAGUGCUAUUCUGUCCAUACAUGUCCUUCCAGUUUUUGUGGUGGCACCCUCCUCUAUGGCAGUAACCUUUGGUCAGACAGUGACUUUAAAAUGUGAGGUGACUGGUGUUCCAACACCAACUCAAAAGUGGAUCAGAAGCGGAAGAACAUUACUUCUUGGGAAUAAUAUGAUCAUAAGACCUGACAACACCUUGGUCAUUGCAAACAUUACUCACAAAGACCUUGGACAGUAUACGUGCCUCGCUCGAAAUGAAGCUGGAGAGAAAAGUGCAACUGCUAGUAUCUACCUGCCAGGAUGGCCAUUUUUUGUGGCCAGUGAAAGAAACAUUACAGUAAACAUCUCAGAGCCACUUAACAUCUCCUGCCAUGCCCAACAGUCUGGAGAUGGAGAGGGUGUCAUCCAUGCUGUCCGUUGGUACCGAGGAUGCUGCAAUGCUGGCAAUGACACUCUGAUUCCUUGUACUGAAGGCAGUCUGAACAAUGAGACAGAUUCAAUCCAUAUCUGGUCAACGAAUCAUGGGGACCUUUACUUUCAGCAAGUGCUGGAAGCAGAUGAGGGCUGGUACUACUGUGCUGCUGACAAUGAAGGGGAUGCUGUAUACUCGGAUCCUGUCUAUAUAAAUGUUCAAGUUUCACCCAGAAUUACAAAUGUUACCAAUGUAACUCCAGGAAAUAACCAGACAUCACUGCAGAUAAUGUGUCUGGCUGUAGGAGAUCCUGAUCCUCUGGUGAUAUGGAGAUCACCCAUAGGUCAAGAGAGAGGUGACAGGACAGAUUUGGCAGAUGGAGUUCAAUCAGUUGUGAAGGUUACAAAUGUUAGUGAUAGUGGUCAGUGGAUCUGCAAAGCCUGUAAUAUCCUCGGCUGUGCCUUUGCUACAAUAACAUUGGAUGUAGAAGGUAGCCCAGUUAUCAUUGAUGUCCUCAGUGAAUCCUCUGAUGGGCACGUCACAAUUACCUGCCAGGUUGCUGGCUUUCCCUCCCCAGACAUAUACUACUACAUCUCCAAUGGUACUGAUGUCACUACGUUGCCUAGUCAUACUGUUGAGGCAGGGCACUUGAUGGUUAUGGCUAGUGCCCUGCAGGAAGCAUACACCUGUACAGCUAAAAACAUUCAUGGUGCUUCAUCACUACUUCUUACAAAACCUCUCACACAUCCAUGGAUAAUCCAUACAGUUUCAUCAGCAACAGAAAUAAGCUUGACUUUCAACAUAUCAGGAUCACUAGGCGCUCUUCCUCUGAAGGCCUUGUUGAUAGCCUACAAGCCCGUCUUGAAGAUGUGUGGACAGUAAGAAAUGUUCCUGUACAUUCUUUUAACGCCUUCAACUUCAGUGAUACCGGACAAACUCAGGGCAUCAGUUUGUUAGAUCAUGAAGUCAUAAUGUCUGGAGAUGGCAUUUCUAAAAUAGAACUGAACCUGCUAAUGCCAUUUAC
Messenger RNA from Pomacea canaliculata, 3617 nucleotides. Its product is annotated as hemicentin-1-like. The transcript has 20 exons. The record is from RefSeq and is a predicted model, not a curated record. NCBI's taxonomy places the organism in Eukaryota, Metazoa, Mollusca, Gastropoda, Architaenioglossa, Ampullariidae. The coding region runs from base 1346 to 3475 and encodes 709 amino acids.